Messenger RNA from Choloepus didactylus (southern two-toed sloth), 2345 nucleotides. RefSeq names its product mitochondrial intermediate peptidase (gene MIPEP). The record is from RefSeq and is a predicted model, not a curated record. The transcript is spliced from 19 exons. Gene Ontology annotation, cellular component: mitochondrion. Gene Ontology annotation, molecular function: metalloendopeptidase activity. Gene Ontology annotation, biological process: peptide metabolic process. The coding region runs from base 55 to 2196 and encodes 713 amino acids. NCBI's taxonomy places the organism in Eukaryota, Metazoa, Chordata, Mammalia, Pilosa, Megalonychidae.
GGAGCGCCGUGGGGCGGGGCCCUUGCGGCCGGAAAAGGGCUGCUAGGAGCCACCAUGCUGGGCGCCCGCAGGUUCUGCAGCCUCGGGCCCGGGGCGGCGGCCCUGUGGUUUGUGCGGGCGGGCCAGGGCAGCCUUGUCGCCGGGAUCCAGGCCCGGAGGGUCAGCACCAGCUGGUCCCCAGUAGGCGCCGCCUUCAAUGUCAAACCCCAGGGUCGCCGCCUGGACCUGUUCGGAGAGCACCAGGGUCUUUUUGGGGUUCCCGAGCUCCGAGCCCCGGAAGGAUUUCGCGUUGCACAAGAGAAAGCCCUGAGCCAGGCAGCGAGGCUGGUGGAGCGCGCGUGCGCAGGCCCGCCCGGCCCGCAGACCGUGGGCAUCUUCGACGAGCUCUCGGACGCCCUGUGCCGGGUCGCCGACCUGGCUGAUUUUGUGAAAAUUGCUCACCCUGACCCAGCAUUCAGAGAGGCUGCAGAAGAAGCUUGUAGAAGUAUUGGCACCGUGGUGGAAAAGUUAAACACAAAUGUGGAAUUAUAUCAAAGUUUGCAAAAAUUACUGUCUGAUAAAAAACUCAUGGAUUCCCUUGAUCCAGAAACCAGGCGAGUGGCUGAACUGUUUAUGUUUGAUUUUGAAAUCAGUGGAAUCCAUCUAGAUAAAGAAAAGCGUAAAAGAGCAGUAGACCUUCAUGUUAAGAUCUUGGAUUUGAGUAGUGAAUUUCUUACGGGCACCAACCUUCCCAACAAGAUCGAUAAACAUCUCUUGCCAGAGCAUAUUCGCCGUAACUUUUUGGUCAGUGGGAAUCAUGUCAUCAUUGAUGGUCUACACGCAGAAGCAUCAGAUGAUGUAGUGCGAGAGGCUGCUUAUAAAAUUUUUCUUUACCCCAAUGCUGGUCAAUUGAACUGUUUAGAGGAAUUGCUCUGCAACAGAGAUCUUCUGGCAAAGUUAGUGGGAUAUUCUACAUUUUCCCACAGGGCUCUCCAAGGAACAAUAGCUCAAAAUCCAGAGACUGUCAUGCAGUUCCUUGAGAAACUAUCUGACAAACUUUCUGAAAGAACAAGAAAAGAUUUUGAGAUGAUACGAGGGAUGAAAAUGAAACUGAAUCCUCAAAAUUCUGAAUUAAUGCCUUGGGAUCCACCUUACUACAGUGGCGUGAUUCGUGCAGAGAGGUAUAAUAUCGAGCCCAGUUUAUAUUGUCCCUUUUUCUCCCUUGGAGCGUGCAUGGAAGGUCUGAAUAUUUUGUUUAACCAGCUCUUUGGGAUUUCAUUGUACGCAGAGCAGCCUGAAAAAGGAGAGGUGUGGUGUGAAGAUGUUCGGAAACUGGCUGUGGUUCAUGAAACUGAAGGAUUGUUGGGAUACAUCUAUUGCGACUUUUUUCAUCGAGCAGAUAAACCACAUCAGGAUUGCCAUUUUACAAUCCGCGGAGGCAGAGUAAAGGAAAAUGGAGACUAUCAGCUCCCUGUUGUAGUCCUUAUGCUGAAUCUUCCCCAUUCAUUAAGGAAUGCACCCACUUUAUUAACUCCUGGAAUGAUGGAAAACCUUUUCCAUGAAAUGGGACAUGCCAUGCAUUCAAUGCUGGGACGUACUCGUUAUCAACACGUCACUGGGACCAGAUGCCCCACUGAUUUUGCAGAGGUUCCUUCUAUUCUGAUGGAGUACUUUGCAAAUGAUUAUCGAGUGGUUAACCUAUUUGCCAGGCAUUAUCAAACUGGGCAGCCACUGCCGAAAAAUAUGGUGUCGCGUCUUUGUGAAUCUAAAAAAGUUUGUGCUGCAGCUGAUAUGCAACUUCAGGUCUUUUAUGCCACUCUGGAUCAAAUCUACCAUGGGAAGCAUCCGCUAAGGAAGUCAACCACAGACAUUCUUAAGGAAACCCAGGAGAAGUUUUAUGGCAUACCAUAUGUUCCAAACACUGCCUGGCAGCUACGAUUCAGCCACCUUGUAGGCUACGGUGCCAAGUACUACUCUUAUCUGAUGUCCAGGGCAGUGGCGUCCAUGGUUUGGAAAGAAUGCUUCCUACAGGAUCCUUUUAACAGGGCUGUGGGCGAGCGCUAUCGCAGGGAGAUGCUGGCACACGGCGGCGGCAAGGAGCCCAUGCUCAUGGUUCAAGGUAUGCUUCAGAAGCGUCCUUCUCUUGAUGACUUUGUAAGUGCCCUCGUUUCCGACUUGGAUCUGGACUUUGAAACCUUCUUCAUGGAUUCUGAAUAAUGGAAACUCCCUGAAUAUUUUAAAUCAAGGUCAUGUAGAUCUUAAACUUUGUCAUAAAUGCUACAGCUGUGAAAACUUGUUUCUCAUUUCAUGAUUCACUUCUGAAAAACCCUAAAAUGAUAGAACUUAAAAUAAAUAAUUUGUUUUAA